UGUUUCAUUAUUGCUCAGUGUGUGGCUGGAGCGGGUGCACCGUUUGGAGAGGAAAUCCUUCUAUCAGUGCAGGCACUGCAGCAGCACCCGCACCAAAGGGAUGCCAGCAGUUCCCCUGCUGCAGAGACAAACAAGACAUCAAACAACCUUCAGCCCAGAGUCCACUUACCACUGGUACAAACAGAUCAAUAACUUGCAUGAAAUUUAUCAAUACGUGGCUUCGGGCAGCACAAUGUGUGCUAAACUCUAGCACUGGCCCAGGGACGGGGACAUCCAGCCUCUCAGUCCCCAGCUCCCUUCACCGACCCCUGGCUCCCCUCAAUCCCCGGCUCCCCUCAGUCCAGGCUGGUCUCACAACCCUGGGCUCCUUUCACCGAGCUACCCCCCUCACUGACCCGCGAUUCCCCUCCCCGCCCUUCAGCCCCGGCUCCCCUCACCGGCCCCUCGGUCCCCAGCUCCCCUCGCCGCCCCCGCAGCUGCGGUUCCUCUCAGCCCCCGGUUCCCCUCAGCCCGGUUCCCCACACCGACCCUCGUUUCUCCUCACUAAGCCUCAAUCCCCGGCGACCCUCACAGCGCCCAGCCCCGCUUCCCCUCAUGCCCGCGGCCCCGCCGCAGAGGGAGCGCGCUCGCCGCGCCCGCCCGCCCGUGCAGUUCGUGUACGUGAGCAGCUUCGGUUCGCACCGCAGCAGCGCCGUGAUCCACCUGGGCCGGGGCCGCUGGCAGAGCCCCGGGCAGAGCUCCCCGGGCCGGGCUGGGGCCCCGAGGGCCGCCCCGGAGCCGCGGGCCGGGCCCAGCCCCGAGGGGCGAGCGGGGAGCGGCGAGGGCAGAGCCGGCAGCCGCAGCAGCAGCGGUGACCCUCAAGAGGCUAAGGCUGACGUUUUUGACUUUCCUGUCCCUUCAAGAAACGUUGAUAAAGUCAUUAAACGAAAGAAGAAAAAGUCCAAAGUCUGGCACAAGGUAUGGAAAGUGAUUUCAAGAAUGCUUGAGGAAAAUGAAAGGUUCAGAAGUCGACUGAUGACCUGCAGCCGGGUUGAUGGAGAAGGCUCUGACACGAUCCAGAGGUCACAGAAUGGGGCAUACCUGGACAGGGAUGAGUCCAUCUUUGGCUGGGUUUAGCAAGAAAAGAAAGGAAGAUUCAGCCCCAAAGGAAAUAUAAACAAAGUGAAAGCUUUUAUUUUGAUCUAGUUCUUCCUGGAGUCAGUGCAAAGCUGCAAAGUGACUUCAGGGAACACAGGUUCUCUGUUGUUUACUUGGUGUUUGUGCUUCUGCUGUUUAAGAGGUUUGUUUUUACAGUGGCUUAAACAGCUCUGUUGCAAGAUAUUUAUCUCAAACCAUUAAGUCUGGUGUUUCACUGAGCUAUUAGUUUUAGAAAGCUUUUUAAUGAGCAUAAUAUUGUGACAGUUUGCUUGCAAAAGAAGAGAUACACAUUUACUGUUGUCUCUGUAUUUAUAUCUUUUAUUUUUGUAGCUUGUCAGAAUAAUAAACACAAAUUCAGUAAGGCAGUACUCCACACAAGACAUAAAGCCCACUUUCCUUUUUUCCUGGUUUGAAUAAAUUUGGCUUUAUGAUAUUAAAAUAUUACACAAUAACCCUCUCUGUUUUUUCAUCCAUUUAUACAUGAAUCUCAGCAAGUAUUUAGAAUAUGAAACCAAGUGAAUGUUUUCUCUCUCCUGUUCAUCCUGAGGUUCAUAAUGGUAUCAUCACAAUCGGGAGUUGUUGUUUAUCUACCUGACUUCAAUAACACAAUAUAAUUUUCUUCUGUUCUGCAGCUUAAUACUUGAACCCUUGAUUGACUGUUAAAGCCAUUUUAGCCAGCAAAUUGUGUAAAUGGAACAUGAAAACUGCAUAGAAAUAGUUAUGUAUACGGGGUUCAUCUCAGGAGUAAAACAUUCACCUGUCACAAAGAGACGUCUUUGCUUUCAAUAAAAGGAUUGUUUUCUCCUGCCAUAAUGUCUUGGUGUUUGCAGAUAUAAUGACUGCAGUGUCAGGGUGUUGAGCUUUAAUAACAUGCUGGUGAUUGUGUCAUUAGACAGCAAAGCACUUGGAAAGGUUUCAUCUCUGUUUUCUUCCUGGUAAAACUGCAAGUGUGGAACUGGAAUGUGCCUUUUCAGGGACAGCUGCGGCAUCAAGGUUCUCUUCUGCUUUGUGGUUGGGUAAUAUUCGGAUUUUACUUAAAAUAGUUGACAUUUCAGCUUGGAAAAGGAAAUGGGAAGGAAAAGUAUUCAAUCAAGAUGUGAUCAUUUUUCUGGCAGAGCAAAAAUGUCACAGUUCUUUGGUAUUUUCAAAACACGUGUUUAGAGACACAUGUGAGAUUUUGGGGUGGUUGAGGUUUUUUUUUUACUAAAUGAGAUGAUCUCCCUGUCUCCACAGUUCUAUCAAUGAAAUGUCUGCAUUGGGAAUAUUUAGUCAAUAAACCUGAUUUGUAAAUUGUA
Parus major (Great Tit) is the source of this 2432-nucleotide messenger RNA. RefSeq names its product chromosome 13 C5orf47 homolog (gene C13H5orf47). The transcript is spliced from 5 exons. Bases 595 to 1116 code for a protein of 173 amino acids. The record is from RefSeq and is a predicted model, not a curated record. NCBI's taxonomy places the organism in Eukaryota, Metazoa, Chordata, Aves, Passeriformes, Paridae.